AUGACUCUGCUGGUGCGUUUGUCCGGCCACACGGCAUUGACUGGCGCACAUCAUUUCUCUAGGAAGCGAGAACGAGAGGUCUCACUCGAGCCUACCUUGCCCAAAACAUCUGUGCCCGGAAACGCGUCAGACGUCAAGUCGCCAGCAAAGAAAGGCCGUGUACAUCCUGACACCACCCUGGAAGAGGAGGAUGCUCAGCAGCGAUCGCGCUCUCGGACACCGCCCAAUCCGCAUUCCCCGGCAUUGAGCGUAUCUCCACCACACGAGGUCAAGGUUAGGCAGAUUAGUCAAGGUGUCGAAGAUAUCAACUGGCGACAACGACGUCCUCCUCAGAAUGACAUUGAAACAGAGAAACCCGAUGUUGAAGUUCUACACGAUAAGGAAGAUGAACAAGCAACUGUGCAAGAGAAACCCAACGAAGACCAGGACGAGCCACCUCCAUUACCUCCCGUCCUGGACACAACACUGGAGGCUGACGAAACAUCUGACGUUCCCUCUAGUCUGCCUCACGCGCGUCGAGCUUCUGAAUCAGAGGCAGCCGAACCAGAAAAGGGAUUGAAGCGGAAACUCGCAGACCGCGGCACCAGUCAGGGCCCGGAGAGUGCUCCAUCCCAUCCUUCAAUUCAUACAACGUCUGCAGAGACUGCCAAACGACCGAGAGACGAUGGGGACAACGAUGACAACCCACGUCUGUCGAAGAGACAGUCUCCUCCCCCAGAACAACAGGAGAAGCCUCCUGCGGCAACAGAAACCUCCACUCCGAAACUAAGUGGCUUCAUGGCGUAUGCUUCUGCAGCGUCUCCAUUUGCGUCUGUCAAGGGACAGAACGUUUUUUUCAGCGCAUCCAGCAACAAGAACCAGCCGACAUCUCCCAUACGAGCGUCAACUUCACUCCCAGGCAGUAGUAAUCUCACCAAGUCGUCUUUGCCCCAGACGCCGCUUGCAAGUCUAGCCCAGCAAACCUACCUGCAGCAAACACCGACCAGCACAGCUACCAAACGUACCGGUUUCGAAGCAUUCGCAGGAUCCGCUUCCCCCUUUUCGCCCUCGUUCGGCCAUUCACGACCAAUGUCUCCUGGAACGGCCAACAGUAGGAGUGCAUUCGUCCGUAGCAAGUCCCCAGUCCGACGAGGAACCUUUAGCGCGAAUUCGGGUGCCUUCUCGUCAUAUGCCAGCGGUGGUACACAGGGCUUUGCAGUACCCCGCCCCAAACGUGCCAGGGCAGGAUCACCGAGUAACGGGUCAUCGAGGAGUUCCUUGGAACGGAAAGAAAGCAUUUUCUUCAGUGCUCCUGGCUCAAAUGAGAACAGCACGAGCGGGGAAGAAGAGGAAGGCGAGAAGGAAGAAAGCGAGUUUGCGCCCUCGUCAUUUGGCGAGAGACUCCGGUCGGCCAAAGAUGCGGAUGACAGCCAAAGCGACCGAGAGAAAGAAAAACUUACUGAGCAGGAGGUGCUCACUGGCGAAGAAGAGGAAGAGACGAUACAUCAAAACCAGUGGAAAGAGAGAGGAACUGGACAAUUAAAGCUGAACGUUCGCCGCACAGAUGGUAGUGGUGCCCGUCUCGUGAUGAGGAAAGAAGCAGUUUACACUGUCAUACUCAAUGUAACACUUUUCCCGGGCAUGAAGUGUUUCAUUGCUCAGGACCCGCGAUACCUCCGUUUCAGCGCGAUUGAUGGAGGUACUACGGUUCACUACAACCUACGGGUUUCCAAUGCGAAGAUUGCGCAGGAGUUGCUUGAGGAGAUUGAUGCCAACCUCCCAUUGCUUAGCGAGCAGAAGCAGCUCUACGUCAAAUAUCCACGUGGCAAGAUGUUGUGCGGGGAAUAUCUUUUGGGCAGCACGGCGGGUGAAGAGUUUGAAGCCACACUGCGUAUCCCGGAUAUCGCCCACGCCGACAAUCCUGAGUAUAGUGUGUAA
Pisolithus orientalis is the source of this 1917-nucleotide messenger RNA. RefSeq lists its product as uncharacterized. Gene Ontology annotation, cellular component: cytoplasm; nuclear pore. The record is from RefSeq and is a predicted model, not a curated record. Gene Ontology annotation, molecular function: GTPase activator activity. Lineage: Eukaryota; Fungi; Basidiomycota; Agaricomycetes; Boletales; Pisolithaceae. Gene Ontology annotation, biological process: intracellular transport. Bases 1 to 1917 code for a protein of 638 amino acids. The transcript has 9 exons.